Marmota monax (woodchuck) is the source of this 5436-nucleotide messenger RNA. It is a transcript of the gene Galnt7, whose product is annotated as polypeptide N-acetylgalactosaminyltransferase 7. Gene Ontology annotation, cellular component: Golgi apparatus. The record is from RefSeq and is a predicted model, not a curated record. NCBI's taxonomy places the organism in Eukaryota, Metazoa, Chordata, Mammalia, Rodentia, Sciuridae. Bases 1270 to 3135 code for a protein of 621 amino acids. The transcript is spliced from 12 exons.
AAGUCUUAUUUUUCUUCUGGAGAGAAUUACAUUAGCAUCCUUGCCUGUUAUUACUAAAAAGGAUUUCUCAUAUACUUUUUAUAGCACCUUUGAUUUUUAGGCUGAAGGCUUUUAGGUAAACUUAAAUGGAUUCUUCCAAUAUGCAUGUCUGAAAUGUUGACCUCUGCACUUUACUAAUGUAUAUUUCAUUUUACAAAGUUAAUUUAGGGGCUUUUCUAUUGCUCCAGGCAAUAUCUAGUAUAACCUCGAACAAUAUCUAGUAUAACAUUGGACACAAUGUUUUUUUUUCUUCUUUUGCAAGUCAUAACUAGAGAUGUGAUCAUUAUACUGUGUGUCCUUUAAUCUUGAUGUUUUAAUAGAAGUUCAAGUGUUGUUUCCUUUAAACAAUUAAGUUCAGUUCAAAAGACAGAAUAAAUUCAAAGCUUUUUAAAAACUCUAAUUUUAGAGUCCAAAUUGUGAUAAGUACUUCAGCCUUGGGAUUUUGAUAUGCUCAGAAGCUUUAUUUUGAGUAGUCAUUAACUUGUGAUUUGGCCCAGAUCACCAUGUAAGGUCAUAGGAGCUACAGGCCUCUUAUCUCUGACUAGCCUGUCCCCUGGGAUAAAAAGUGUGUUCCAAAAGAAAGAGCAAGAUCUCAGUGUGAUUAAAUCAAGUCUCCAGGGAAAUAUAAUAGUCCUAAGAAAAUAGCAGGUUUUAAGACAUCAUCAUGCAGGAAAGGAACUGAUAGACCCAAAUGAGCCCUAAGAAAAAGGGAAGUGCUUGAGGCUGGUACACACUGUAGACUUUCCCAGUAGAGCUGUGCCAACCACAAGGGCAAAUCGAAGUUGUCAAGCCUGAUAAUAAAGAAUCAGAUUACUUGCAUUUUUGCAGUGGAGAGUUCAUAGAACGCUUUCAUGGAAUCAAGCAGUAACCUGUUACCCUUGUCUUCCUUUUGCUCCCAAACUUAACAGCCCCAUGAACUUCUUUUUUAAUUAUACUCCUUCCAUCCUAGUUCUUGAAUAGCAUUUUCCUAAUUGUUAUUCAACACUUCUCAAAUAUCAGAGGCAGUAAUAGCACAUCCUGGCAUCUAACCCAUGGUUGUACCUCAGGAAUACACUGACUGCCUUGGUGGUGGCCAAAUGCCAGUUCCUGUAGCCAAGUUGUGGUUUGGGCGGGUAGACCCAUUUCCCUUCUGUAACCCUAUCACAGUUGCCAGCUUUAUUUCUCCCCCACCAGAACCUAAGCUUCUACAAGGCAGGAGCUACGACUUUUGUCUCUCUUAACUCCAGAGCCAUGUCUGCUAAAAUCAUGGAAGACAGAGAUGUCAAUAACCCCAUGCCCAACCGAGGAGGCAAUGGAUUAGCUCCUGGGGAUGACAGAUUCAAACCUGUGGUACCAUGGCCUCAUGUUGAAGGAGUAGAAGUGGACUUAGAGUCUAUUAGAAGAAAAAACAAGGCCAAAAAUGAACAGGAGCACCAUGCUGGAGGAGAUUCCCAAAAAGACAUAAUACAGAGGCAGUAUCUCACAUUUAAGCCUCAGACAUUCACCUAUCGUGAUCCUGUGCUACGCCCCGGGAUCCUUGGUAACUUUGAACCCAAAGAACCUGAGCCUCAUGGAGUGGUUGGUGGCCCUGGAGAACAAGCCAAGCCAUUGGUUUUGGGACCAGAAUUCAAACAUGCAGUUCAAGCCAGCAUUAAAGAGUUUGGAUUUAACAUGGUGGCAAGUGACAUGAUCUCACUGGACCGCAGCGUCAAUGACUUACGUCAAGAAGAAUGCAAGUAUUGGCAUUAUGAUGAAAACCUGCUUACUUCAAGUGUUGUCAUUGUCUUCCAUAAUGAAGGAUGGUCAACCCUCAUGAGAACAGUCCACAGUGUAAUAAAAAGGACUCCAAGGAAAUAUUUAGCAGAGAUUGUGUUAAUUGAUGAUUUCAGUAAUAAAGACCACUUAAAAGAAAAACUGGAUGACUACAUUAAGAUGUGGAAUGGCCUAGUAAAGGUAUUCCGAAAUGAGAGAAGAGAAGGAUUAAUUCAAGCACGAAGUAUUGGUGCUCAGAAGGCUAAACUUGGACAGGUUUUGAUAUACCUUGAUGCCCACUGUGAGGUGGCAGUUAACUGGUAUGCACCACUUGUAGCUCCCAUUUCUAAGGACAGAACCAUUUGCACUGUGCCGCUUAUAGAUGUCAUAAAUGGCAACACAUAUGAAAUUGUACCCCAAGGGGGUGGUGAUGAAGAUGGGUAUGCCCGAGGAGCAUGGGAUUGGAGUAUGCUCUGGAAACGGGUGCCUCUGACCCCUCAAGAGAAGAGACUGAGAAAGACAAAAACUGAACCGUAUCGGUCCCCAGCCAUGGCUGGGGGAUUAUUUGCUAUUGAACGACAGUUCUUCUUUGAACUGGGUCUGUAUGAUCCAGGUCUCCAGAUUUGGGGUGGUGAAAACUUUGAGAUCUCAUACAAGAUAUGGCAAUGUGGUGGCAAAUUAUUGUUUGUCCCUUGUUCUCGUGUUGGACACAUCUACCGUCUUGAGGGCUGGCAAGGAAAUCCUCCACCCCUUUAUGUUGGGUCUUCUCCAACUCUAAAGAAUUAUGUUAGAGUGGUAGAGGUUUGGUGGGAUGAGUACAAAGACUACUUCUAUGCUAGUCGUCCUGAAUCAAAGGCAUUACCAUAUGGGGAUAUAUCUGAGCUGAAAAAAUUUCGAGAAGAUCACAACUGCAAAAGCUUCAAAUGGUUCAUGGAAGAAAUAGCUUAUGACAUCACCUCACACUACCCUUUGCCACCCAAAAAUGUUGACUGGGGAGAAAUCAGAGGCUUUGAAACUGCUUACUGCAUUGAUAGCAUGGGAAAAACAAAUGGAGGUAUUGUUGAACUUGGACCCUGCCACAGGAUGGGAGGAAAUCAGCUUUUCCGAAUCAAUGAAGCAAAUCAGCUCAUGCAGUAUGACCAGUGUUUGGCAAAAGGGCCUGAUGGAACAAAAGUUAUGAUUAUGCACUGUAAUCUAAAUGAAUUUAAGGAAUGGCAGUACUUCAAGAACCUGCACAGAUUUACUCACAUUCCUUCAGGAAAGUGCUUAGAUCGCUCCGAGGUCCUACAUCAAGUGUUCAUCUCUAAUUGUGACUCUAGUAAAAUGACUCAAAAGUGGGAAAUGAAUAAUAUCCACAGUGUUUAGAAAGAAUAAAAGAAACCAAUAAUCUACCUACUGACAAGUAAAUUUAUACAGGACUGAAAACCGCCUGAAACCUGCUGCAACAAUUAUUAUUAACUCUGUACAGCUCCAAACCUGGAACCUCCUGAUCAGUUUGAAGGACAUCGAUAAACUGUGAUUUUACAGUAACAUUAUCAUCUGCAGUUACUGUUUACAAAACUGCUUUUACCUUAAACUUUGUAGAUGUUUACAUCUUUUUUGUUUUGUUUUAAGAUGAUGUUGGUAAUUUGUGCCUUUAACUCUGUUUUGUGGGAACAGAGUUAAAAGCAUGUUGUCUUCUUUGGGAUUACACUCAGGGGUCUGAAAGGCAGUUUGAUUUUUUUUUUUUUAAACACUUGAAAAAAGGUUGUAGUAACCAGACUUUCAUAUAUAACUUGGUGAUUAUCAACCUCUUGUGUCUUUAUUUAAUUUUACAUCUUUUUGAAGCACUGCCACAGGUUAUUAGCCAAGGUGGCCUUCCUUCACAGUCAUGCUGCUUUUUUGAAAGGUGAAUUUCAACACAUUUAGUGCCUCUUUCAUUUCUCAGUAUAUUUUUCAAGACCUUUUGAUGAGAUUUAUAGGAUGGUAAUGAUGGAAUGAAUUGUCACCUGUAUCAGGAAUACUUAGACGUCUCAGAAAUGAAUUUGUGUGCUGCCAUUUGCUAUGAAGUUGAAUGUUAUGUGGCUUGAGUAAGAAAUGAUGAUAUGUAACAUCUUAAGGCUUUAGUACAUGGGGUUUAAAAAUUGUGUGGCAUUAACUUCCACCCAGACCUGCUGGCAUUCUCAGUGCCAUCUGUUCAUGCCAACUCUUAGGGUAGCAAAGGGAUCUUCCAACUAGAGAAAAAUUGUACUCCUACAUUUAGGAUUUACUUUUCCCCGGUACCUGUUGAUACAGAAAGCUAUAAAUAAAUCUAAGUUUUGAAACUUGGGCAGGGCGGGGGAUACCCAAAACAAUAAAACACUGCUAUAAUAAACACGUCAAAGGUUCAUUCUGGCUGAGGUAAGAAUUUCUAAGCCCUUUUUAGAUUAAGCCUUAUAAAAUUCCUGUGCAUUACAUCCUAAGUUGUGUAACCUAUGAAACCAAGAGUGAAUUGAUAUUUCAUUUAUCUUCAUCCAAAUGAAAUUCCCUAUAUAUAUUUUAAAUUACUAAGAAUACCACUCAUUAACAAUUGUGAAUUACUUUCUGUUGAAUCGGGUAUUAAUUCUCUUGUAUUUCUUAAUUUCUUUUUUAGUAAGUGUAUUUUUAUUAGCAUUUUUCCAGUGAAAAGAUUUGCUUAGGUUUAAACAUUUACUAGGACAGUACCUACUAAAGGAGAACCAAAUACUGCAAAUAGUGUAUUCAAUUUUGAUGUCUAAAUAAAGUAUUUUAUUACCCAAAAGAUUAAAAUGCUUAGGUUGGGUGCUUAAAAAAAUGUGAUAAGGUGGAAAAUGGCAAGUAAAUUAAGCAUUUUUGAUCUGUAAUCAUGGUAUCAUCACAGUGAAAGGAAUCAAAAAACUACUGCCAUGGGGAAAUAUUUUUAAAGCCUAAAAAAGAAAGAAUCCUACAUCUGUUUAAAAGAAAAGCCUACAUAUUUGUUUCAUCCAAACUUAGUUCUUAAAUUUGGAGAGUAAAAGUUAAACAUCCUAAACAGUUUUAUUCAAAAUUUUGAGUUUUCAGUUUGUAUUUUGCUACUGAUCUGUGCUCAGCCAUUUUAAUGUUCAUCCAUUUCUAGGGAUAUUUUAAAAGAAAUACAUUUAUAUGCUUAUAUAAUUGCAAAAUCAACUAUAAAAAAGAAACCAAGAGAGAAUUGAAUUGGUACUUUAAUUACUUUGUGUUGGCAAAUAGGCCCCAUUUUCCAUGUUGAAUAGAUUAUAACCUUGUUAUCUAUGCAUAGGUCUAAGAAAGGUGGCACAUGAACUGUGCAUGUAAUUUUAUGGGUAAAUUAAAUUUUUUUGUGCAGUUCGUUAAAAGAAGAUACUUUAUGAACAUGAUUCUAUAUAUUGAAAUCAGAAACCUUACCAAACGUGAAAAACAUCAGAAGCUGCUGCCAUAAUGACUAUUUUCUACUGUAGGCUGCUUUGGAAAUAAUUCCCAUAUCCUUGCUUUGUAAGUUGAUAAUAUCACUAUGCAUUUCUACACAUUUUAUAAAUUUGAUUUAUGCAGAUUUUGAUACACUGUAUGUUUCUGUAGAAAUUGUACAAAUAUUCAAAAUUUUAUUAGGGUAAAUUUGAGAAGCUUAUGUAUAUCCUAAUUCUGGGUUGCUUGUUUUUUAGGUGAGAAAAAAAUAAAAUAUUGUAUUUUAACCCA